AUUUUUAUAUCUCACUCUCAGCAGACGCUUUUUUGUCGAUUUCCGCUUAAGAUCCGUGAUGGCCAGGACUAAGCAAACUGCCAGGAAAAGUACCGGGGGUAAGGCCCCUAGGAAGCAGCUCGCCACCAAGGCUGCCCGAAAGAGUGCCCCAGCUACCGGCGGAGUGAAGAAACCUCACCGUUACAGGCCCGGCACAGUCGCUCUCCGAGAAAUCCGUCGUUACCAGAAAUCUACUGAGCUUUUGAUCCGCAAAUUGCCCUUCCAGCGGCUCGUAAGAGAAAUCGCCCAGGAUUUCAAGACCGAUCUCCGCUUCCAAAGCUCAGCCGUAAUGGCUCUGCAGGAAGCUAGCGAAGCCUAUCUCGUCGGUUUGUUCGAAGACACCAACUUGUGCGCUAUUCACGCCAAGAGAGUCACCAUCAUGCCAAAGGAUAUUCAGCUCGCCCGCCGAAUUCGUGGCGAACGAGCUUAAUUCUUUUUCCUGGCAUUUGGACGGAAAAAAAAAAAAAAAAAA
Uloborus diversus is the source of this 511-nucleotide messenger RNA. RefSeq names its product histone H3. The transcript has a single exon. Lineage: Eukaryota; Metazoa; Arthropoda; Arachnida; Araneae; Uloboridae. Bases 59 to 469 code for a protein of 136 amino acids. The record is from RefSeq and is a predicted model, not a curated record. Gene Ontology annotation, cellular component: nucleosome. Gene Ontology annotation, molecular function: protein heterodimerization activity; structural constituent of chromatin; DNA binding.